AUGUCCCAUGAAGAGAUUUCGGAUCUUCCCAUGGAGAUGAUUGUUCACAUUCUACAAUUUCUAACCGCACGAACCAUCAUAGGAUCAUGUAUUCGAGCUUCCAAACAAUGGGAAAAGGCCAUCGAACAUUUAACACUCUCUUUGGAUUUGAUCGGUUUAGGCCCCAAGCAAGAAUUCCGAGCAUUGUCACUUGCCACAAGCUCGCAUCUUCAACAUGUAACCACACUCAAUUUAUUUAACACAAAAAUUGGUAUCCGAGGAUUUGUAGCAAUUGCACAGAGUACAUACAUGACCCGUUUAACUCGCUUAAAUUUAGGAUUGUGUGAUGGCAGAGAUGAAGGAUGUUCAGCCAUUGCCGCGAGCCGAAAUUUGGAACAUUUAACAGAAUUGAAUCUCAUGUUCAACAAUAUGAAAGAACAAGCAUGUAGAGCCCUCGCACAAAAUUCCUGUCUCACUCGGUUACGAAGUCUCAAUUUGAGUGACAAUGCAAUUUUAGAAGGAGGAUGUUUAGCUCUAUGUCAAAGUCCAUACUUGAAAUUGGAGGAACUUGUGCUACGAUCAAAUAAUAUAGGAGAUCGUGCAUGUCAAUUCAUAGCAGCCGAUUCAAGUGUCAGUAUGAAAAAUUUGACACUUCUUAAUUUGUACAAAAAUGGAAUAACUAGAACUGGUGCAAAAGCGCUUGCAACAAGUUCAAACUUGAGCCACGUAACGGAAAUUGAUUUGGGCGAAAAUCCGUUGGAUCUCAUGGGAGUGACCUAUAUUGUUGAAAGUCAAUCAUUUCAUGCUUUGAAAUCCCUCAAACUUGAACAAGCCAAUGUUGGAGAUAUGAAUUGUAAAAUAUUGGCAAAAUGCAAAAAUUUGGAACAUUUAACAGAGCUCAAUCUGCAAAGUAACAAAUACAUUGGAAAUUUUGGAUGUAAAUAUUUGGCAGAGAGUCAAGUGUUGACCAAGUUGAAAAUUCUGAAUCUGGCAGGAAAUUCGAUAGGAAAUGAAGGAUGUAAAUUGUUAGCUUGUGCCAGUUGUUCAAGCAAUUUGCGAGAGUUGGACGUGACAAGAAAUGAUGAAAUUGAUGAGGAAGGACGUGCUGCUUUGCAGACAGGUUUUUCAAAUUGUAAAUUGUACAUGUAA
Naegleria lovaniensis is the source of this 1128-nucleotide messenger RNA. RefSeq lists its product as uncharacterized. Lineage: Eukaryota; Heterolobosea; Eutetramitea; Acrasida; Naegleriidae. The coding region runs from base 1 to 1128 and encodes 375 amino acids. Gene Ontology annotation, molecular function: protein binding. The transcript has a single exon. The record is from RefSeq and is a predicted model, not a curated record.